AUGUACCGGAACAACCCUGUGAUAUCAAAUUCGUCGGACUCUCCACAGACAUCCCAGCCUUACUACUCUAGGAUUCUCUUACCAAAAGUGUCGGGUAAUGGUCCAAUAAAUCAUUCUCAAAGGCGACACUCUCUCCUAAAUGGCUCAAGUUCAACAUCCUCAGACCGUUCCAAACAUUCACUAGUUUCAGCCUACUUUGGUCGAAGUCGAACACUACACAGGGAUUCCCCAAGUUAUAUGCCGACUAUCUUUAAUUUCCAGCCUUUAAAUGGUUAUCAUUCUCCGGUUCUGAAACGUCGCGUUUGUCGGACUGAGAGCACAAAGACAAACUUAUUUGGUACUCCUGAGCCACCUAAUUCAGACAUAGCCAUUAAACAUGGUCUACGUGUUUUCGAGUCGAAAAAGCGUGCUCGUGAACUUUCUGAUAUUACUGUUACUACAGAGGAAUCAUCGCAAGAUGAAUCAGACGUUGGAAAUUCUAAGCGUCGAAAAACAUCUAAGACAUUCGAUAUAUCUACCGUGGGGUGCACACACGAUGUCGACGGCUUUUCUUUCACAUCCUUGCGUCAACUCAAUAGCGGAAAUGCAGUUGGGGUUACUGCCUGUGCCACUGAUAACAGAUUACUAUCCAAAGUGAACGAUCGAAAUAGCAAAUCUGUUCAGACGCAACUUUUGAAUGAGUGUGAAGAUGAUAGAACAGUUUCAUCCACAUCAUCCACGGGGAGUGUUAAACCAUUCACAAAUAAUAUUUUUGGAUCUGCUGCAGCUUUGAGAAGAAAGGUUCCAUACAUGUCACCAUCUGAACUUGAAGCCCAUUUGUUGUCUACUAAAGCUUUAACAUAUACGAGUCAGUAUGCUCUAGAGAAUCACACCUCAGAAGCAGGUGAUUUUAAUUCUAUUGAUUUGGAUACAUCACCUUUUCAGUAUUCAAGAAAAAAAGUCACUGCUCGUAGGAUUGCAACUGAAAACAUUCAAACCGUAGAGGAUUCAACUCAGUCGUCUUUAAAUAAUGUUGGGCCACCACUAGUUACUAAUAUAACUUGCUACGAUGAGAAAUUAGAGACUGAUAGUUCAGAACUCCCAGUUGUUCAGCCGACAUCCUUAAAUCGCUUUAUUGCAAACCUUGAAAGUCAUUCAAACCUAUUUCUUGAUAAGAUGAGUCAGUCACAGAUUAAGACUGCUUCUGCGGGAUUUGAUGUGGAAUCGCGUGUAAAACGUAUUCGUGAACUGAUCUCAGCCAAAUCUAGUAAUCAUAAUUCGAGCAGUUCAUGUGGUUAUAGUACUCACUCUACUAUCAGUUCUAUUACAAGUACUAGCUAUUGUAGUCCCAUCACUCAAAUCGUAGCUAGUUCAAAUUCAUCUCCGAUAGUUUCUACCAUAUCAUCGUCACUGCCUAGUGUUCAUUCAACAUCUGGCAUAAGUUUCAUGUCAGUCAUUGUAUGUAACACGUCGGCAUCACUUCAGAAUAUCACUUCUAUUAGCAAUCCAUUGACUUCUUCAACCACUUCUAAACAUUUCAGUUUCCCUGUAAUUAGUUCAAUUAGUGAAGUUAUCAGCACUCAAGCUGUUAUCCCAACAUCUAUUGCCGUUACUUCUAUAGUAAGUCUACCUAGUAGCAUAUGUUUUGGUUUUACUUCUACAUCCAAAAUAUCUUCUCCAUCCAUCUCAGUGACUAGUGCAAGUACAGUAUUGGCAACUGCUGUUACAUCAGUUUCAUUUUCUUUCUCUACUGGUUCUACUGCCCACGUAUCAAAUUUAAAGGAACCAACAAUCAUUUCAACAAUAGCUGUAACUACGUCAGCUUCAGUCUCACAUCCAAUAUUUCCAUCAGUUACCAAUUUCAGUGCUGUCUCAACAUCUGAAAGUAAUUCUGCAGUAGUUCCAUCUUCCAUAUUUACUUUUCCGACCAGCACGAUAACUACAUCUGCCACAAUAAUUUCUGUAAUGGCGACAACAACAGCAACACAGAAGACUACUCCUGCUUUCUCUUUUGCAUUUCCAUCUACUUCAUCAACUCCUUUACAGACGACUAGUUCAAACUUAUUAUCGACAGCAAAUCUUACUUCAAGUGUUUUUGAACCUUUGAAGCCUAUUUCUACAUUCAGUGGGUUUUCUUUCCCGAAACCAGCUAUUACAUCAUCGGCUAGUGCUCCUACUAGUAAUCCAUCAUCGGUAGCUGAAAAUAUAGUUCAGUCCGACAGUAACAGACCGUUUACUUUUGGUUCAAGUAACUCUCAGCCCAUUUCUACGGCUUCCAUUUUUACAUUUGGAGCGUCGACAGUGACUACAUCUUCACUUAACCCAGUCUCAUCCGUUAGUUUUGGAUCAACUUCUAUACCAUCAUUUCUGGGAUCGUUUCCCAACUCUGGACCUGUGUCAAGUAGUUUUGUCUUUGGUGCUAACGUGUCUAAACCUCCAUCAACCAUUUCUAGCGGUACUUUUGGUCAGACAACGGGUACCACGUCAUCACUAAAUUCUGUAGCAAAUAAUGUUGGUUUGUUUACCUUUACAUCCCCAAUUGCUAGUACUUCUGGCGUAUCAUUAUUUGGGUCAAAUUCUGUUAACAUCAGUUCCACAACUGUAUCACUUCCCACAAACACGUCUGUAUCUGGUUUCAGUUCAACUACGAUAAACCCAUUACUUAAUCCAGUGUCUACAACAUUUUCAACAAACUCCUUUACUCUUGGAAUUAAACCAGCAAAUGUAACUCCUGCCAAAACUACAUCUUUAUUUGGAGCUAGUAAUUCGAUUUUCGAAACUCCUAAUACAUCAUCAUCUUUGAAAUUCAAUUUUAAUCAGUUAACUUCUAGCGCCGCAUCUAAUGUAAGCAUCACCAGUGGAUUGUCGUUUGGUGCGACAAUUGUGACUACAACUGUAACUUCUGUAACGCCUGCUAGUACAUUGUUUCAGUUCGGGAGUUUCAGUUCUAAUCCAAAGCCAUCUGCAGCUUCUGUUUCUCAACCACUCUCUUUUGGUUCAUCAGUGCCUCAAUUUUCGUUUGGCCAACACUUCACACCUGCAUGUUCACAACCGAGCACCCUACCAACUUUGUCGUUUUCCUCGCUUAAUUCGGGUCCCAUAACUACUACCACUAACUCUUUUCAAUUCUCUUCAACUCCCGUAUUUUCUAAUAUUAAUCCGCCAACUAAUUUUAGUGGCUUUAAUUUCUCUCUACCCCAAACAUCUACACCAAGUGUAAUUACUCCUCAAACAAAUGCUUGUUUUGUUUUUGGUCAAACACCUUUAAGUACUGGCGUUGCUAAUUCUAAUCCAUUCACUUUCGGUACAUCUUCAACUAGUCCUUCAUCUAAUGCACCGAAUGCGCCUCGACGUCGACCACUUUCAAGCAGACGCUCUCGUCGUCCAUAA
This is a messenger RNA of Schistosoma spindalis, 3369 nucleotides long. Lineage: Eukaryota; Metazoa; Platyhelminthes; Trematoda; Strigeidida; Schistosomatidae. The record is from the annotation of a GenBank genome assembly.